UGUGAUUUAUUCACAGUCAAAAUGUACCAUGGUGGAAUCAUAAGGGAGAACAAAUAUGUAGGGGGAAAAAUUAGCUACUAUGACAAUGUGGACAAGGACAAGAUGUCCCUAAUUGAGGUGGAUUCUAUGGUGAGAGGGAUAGACCCUACAUAUGUUGGAAGGAGGAUGGACUACUGGUAUUCAAUUGGGAGUGAAGAUGAUGCUCUGACCAAGCUUUCCACAGACUUUGAUGCCAUACAAAUGUGUUGUUGUGUACCUCAGAUCAGGUUGGUAAUCAUCUACUUAGAUCAUUUAGAUCUGCAUGACGACUACCAAUCUGAUGGGGAUGAUGUCGAGAUGUUUGAUGAUGACCCAACUGCAUGGGGGUAUAGUCAAGCCGGUUCAACAGGGGUGGUGAUUGAAGAACUUCCUGAUUCACCAAAGAGGAAGUGCUGUGUAAAGAUCGAAGAGUUGCCAGAUUCACCUAAAAAGAAGCCUGACGUUAUGAAAGGAGAUCCAAAGUUAGGACGUCGGGUUAAAGUAUGUGCAAACAGAAAAAAGGCUGUGGGAAUUGUGAUUAGAGAGGUCGAAGAAGAGGUUCCAACUCAAGCAAGCAAGGCUGCAGUAUGUGACAGCAAAGACAAAGGGAAACAAAAAGUUGUAGAACAGCAAGAAAGAGAAGAUUAUGAAGCUGAGAUGUUUGAGGACUUGGUAGACAUAGAUGUCAAUGAUGCAAGGUGUUACAUGGACCCUAUGAGCAGUGAAGAUGAUGCUAGUGAGGAUGCAGACUAUGAUCCAUGUAGGGAUGAUGAAGACUAUGCUAAUUAUGGUGUUGAUGAUGACUGGUUAGAUUAUGUGGAAUGUGAAGAGAGUGUGGACAAGCAUGAGCAAGCUACUGAGGAUGUAGGAACAAGUGCUGGAGAUAGGAAGGGAAAGAAGAAAGAGGCAAAGUCAUAUGAGCAAGCUAGUGUUGGAACAAGUGUUGAUGUGGAUGAGAACAUGGAGGUUGAAGAUAAUGAGCCAAUGUAUGGGGCUCUAGACUCUGAUGAAGAGGGGAUUGGUCAUGAAGCAAACUCAGAUGAUGAGGGAGAUGAUAUGCAAAGGUUUCCAGAGUUCAACCCCAAGACAGACAUGGGGAACCCUCAGUUUUGUAAGGGUAUGAGGUUUGCAUCUGCUAAGAUAUUGAGAGCUGCUGUAAGGGAGAAGGCAAUACAAAAGGGUUGGGAGGCCUUGUUUGUGAAGAGUGAUAGAGUGAGGGUGAGGGUGAUUUGCAAAGCAGAAAACUGCCCCUUCGAGCUGUAUGCCUCUAAGAUGCAGCAUGAAGACACUCUAAUGAUCAAGACAUACAAUGGUCAACACAACUGUGCAAGGGUGCUAGAUAAUAGCAUGGUUAGGACCCCUUACCUGACUGAAAAGUUUAUUGAUCAGAUAAAGCUUAACCCUGAUUGGUCCACAGAAUCUCUAGCCCAAACUAUGUCAGCAAAAGUGCAAGCAAGAGUCUCAGUUCAGCAAGCAUAUAGAACCAAGAAGGCUGCAUUGAGUAUACUUGAGCGAUCACAUGCAGAGCAGUAUUCAAGGGUGAAGGACUAUGCAGCAGAGUUGAAGAGGGUUGAUCCAAGCACAACAGUCGACAUCCAAUGCGACUACAAUAACCCUGGCCAGAAACCUAUUUUCAAGCGGAUGUAUGUUUGUCUGGGUGCACUGAAGAAGGGAUUUAAAGCAGGCUGUAGGUCAUUGAUAGGACUAGAUGGUUGUCAUCUGAAGAGUCCUUAUGGAGGUCAACUUUUGUCAGCGGUUGGAGUGGAUGCUAACAACAGUACUUGGGUAGUUGGUUAUGCAAUGGUGGAGCAGGAGUGUAAGGAUAGUUGGAUAUGGUUUCUGGAGUUGUUGGCUAAUGACUUGGACAUUAGGAGUGAUGGAGCUGGGUGGACGUUUAUAUCUGAUAAACAAAAGGGCCUUUUACCAGCAUUUGAGGUGGUUUUGCCAAGUGCGGAGCACAGGUUCUGUGUAAGACAUUUAUGGACGAAUUUCAACAAGAAGUUUCCAGGGAAAGCUUUGAAGGACCAAUUAUGGGCCAUCGCAAAGUCAACCACAAUGGCUUACUUUACUAAGGAGAUGGUCCUAAUGAACCAAAUGGAGCCAGGGGCUUAUAACUAUCUCACAGGUUUGCAAUGCUACCAUUAUUAUCGCUUCAUGUUCUUUAUAUUCUUGACAUUGAAUUUUCAAUACAUUAACUGCCAAUGUUGUGCGUUUUGUAGAGCCUGAAAGACCUGCAAAGCACUG
Messenger RNA from Rosa chinensis, 2262 nucleotides. RefSeq lists its product as uncharacterized. The record is from RefSeq and is a predicted model, not a curated record. The coding region runs from base 22 to 2244 and encodes 740 amino acids. Gene Ontology annotation, biological process: DNA transposition. The transcript has 2 exons. Gene Ontology annotation, molecular function: transposase activity; DNA binding. NCBI's taxonomy places the organism in Eukaryota, Viridiplantae, Streptophyta, Magnoliopsida, Rosales, Rosaceae.